Messenger RNA from Triticum aestivum (bread wheat), 3890 nucleotides. Its product is annotated as galactoside 2-alpha-L-fucosyltransferase. Gene Ontology annotation, molecular function: galactoside 2-alpha-L-fucosyltransferase activity. The record is from RefSeq and is a predicted model, not a curated record. Gene Ontology annotation, biological process: xyloglucan biosynthetic process; cell wall biogenesis. Lineage: Eukaryota; Viridiplantae; Streptophyta; Magnoliopsida; Poales; Poaceae. Gene Ontology annotation, cellular component: membrane; Golgi apparatus. Bases 2008 to 3681 code for a protein of 557 amino acids. The transcript has 4 exons.
GCCUCUUUCUCCUAUCGACUCAAGAAAGUUAUUUCACCAAAGAAUAUUUGGUAUCGAAGACAAGUACCCUCCUACUCAAUUAGCUGAAGUAUCUGAGAACAUUUUAAAGAGAUGCAGUGGAGUACCAUUGGCUAUAGUGACAACAGCUAGUAUGCUAGCUAGUAAAAGAGGAAAUGAUUGGCCCAAGGUGUACCAAUCUAUGGGUUCCGAGCCACAAGAUAGUUCUGAUAUGCAGGACAUGAGAAGGGUAUUAUCAGUGAGUUACUACGACCUACCUGCACAUCUGAAGACAUGUUUAUUGUUUAUCAGUGUGUAUCCAGAGGAUUAUACCAUUGUAGCUGAAGAUUUGAUAUGGCAAUGGAUUGGUCAAGGUUUUGUUCAGGAAGAACAUGGGAAGAGCUUGUAUGAAGUAGGAGAGGAAUACUUUGCUCAGCUGAUUAACAAAAGCUUGAUUCAACCUGUAGAUAUUGGGAGUGGUAAUAAAGCGAGCGCAUGUCGUGUACACGAUAUGGUGCUUGACCUCAUCACUUCCCUUUCAAGCGAAGAGAACUUCCUAAUAACAGUAGGUGGUCUGCAGCCUGUGUCUGCAUCAAGUAAGAUACAUCGACUAUCUGUACAAAACAGAAAUGAAGAUGAUUUGAAGAAGCUGGCAACCAUGAGCUUGUCUCAUGUGAGGUCAGUUUUUGUUUUCGGGCAAGAUAUCAGUUUACUGCCAGCCCUCUCAAGCUUUCCAGUCAUACGUGCAUUGGAUUUAAGUUACUGUCUUAAUGUGGAUAAUCAUCAUGUGAAGAUUAUGUGCAAUCUGCUUCACUUGAGAUAUUUACGGCUGUGCAAUACAUCCAUAACUGAGAUCCCAGAAGAGAUCGGGAAUCUGCAGUUCUUGCAGGUACUGGACAUAAGUCAGACUGGAAUAGAAGUGUUGCCGCCGCAAUUUGUCCGGCUAACGCAGCUAGUGUACCUGCAUAUUGACAGGCGGACCAAACUGCCAGAUCAGUUUGGCGAUCUGAAAUCCUUGCAAGAUUUUCCAGUUAUCCCCACUGUAACGUCUCCAUCCAUGCUGCAUGAUGUAGGGAAGCUGACGAAACUGAGAAACCUUCUCAUCAGUUUCGAUGAAUGGAACGAGAGCUACGAGGAACCUUUCUGCCGGUGUCUCUCGAAUCUGGUCAAUCUCAAAACGAUAAAAAUAAUCGGUGCCCAUCUCGGCUUAGACUCCGGAAGCGACUAUUUGUUGCCGCGGCCUCGAUACAUUCAGACAAUUCAUCUGAUCAACAACAUCAACUGUGCACUGCCAAGAUGGAUGUCCUCCCUGUCCUGCCUCUCCUUUCUCACAAUCCAUGGCCUAAGAACACUGCGAGUGGAGGACCUUCAAGUCCUUGGGAGCAUACCGUCAUUGAGUUAUCUCGACAUAUGGGUUGUGGAGCCCACACAAGAGAGACAAGAUAGGUUAUUGAUCGACAGCGGUCAUCCAUUCCUUUGUCUAACAACACUCAAGGUCGCCAGUCGCGUCAUGGAGCUACGGUUUGCCCAGGGAGCCACGCAGAAGCUCCAAACCCUCAAGCUACGGUUCUCGGCGCGACAAACACUUUAUCAGUUUGGCGAUUUGGAUUUUGGGCUGGAGAACGUCUCUUCGCUUGAGCACGUGUAUGUCGGGAGGUGGUCCAAGCCCGAGCCCGGGGAGGUGGAGGCUGUGGAGGCUGCGGUCCGGGAAGCGCUCGGCAUGAAUCCCAACCAGCCGACACUCGAGUUCAGCAAGUGGCGAUGAUGGCGUCGGAGUAUCUAGCUGGCCAAUAUAUACAUAAGAGGCAGAAAGAAGAAGCGAUGAAGUAAAGAAAGAUGUAGAGCGAACGAGUGGCACUGAAUUUAUCACUACUACAAAGAAGGAAGUUUGCAUCUGACACAACGUCGUUACUUCGAGCGGCAAAAAGGUGGAUCUCCCAAAGUCAGAGUUCUCCGUUAGCUUACUCGUUUGAGUUCGUGCAGCGCUCGAUCGCGGCGAAGAAGAAACCAAUGGACAGCAAGCUGGCGACGCGGGUGUCCCGCCGGCCGCCGCCGCAGCCACCGGCAGCCACGAGGAGCGCCGUGUGGCUCAUCGGGCUGCUCGUGGUGCUCUGCUUCUUCUCCCUGCCGCUCUUCCUCGCGCUCUCCCGCGGCCGCCCCAACCUCUCCGACGUGUGGCAUCUGGGCGUCAGCGUCACCGCGCGCGACGAGAAUGCGACGGCUGGGUCAGAGUCUUCGGACGCGCCGCCACCGGCGAGCCGGGACAGGCUGCUCGGCGGGCUCCUCUCGCCGGACAUCAGCGAGGGCUCCUGCCUGAGCCGGUACGCGUCGUCCCUCCACCGCAGGCCGUCGCCGCACUUGCCGUCGCCGUACCUGGCGUCCCGGCUGCGCAAGUACGAGGCGCUCCACCGCAAGUGCGGCCCGGGCACGCUCUCCUACAAGAAGUCGCUGAUGCAGCUGCCUUCCCCGCACAGCAUGGGCCUCGUGGAGUGCCGCUACCUCGUGUGGGCGCCCACCUCGGGCCACAUCGGCGACCGCGUGCUCUCCAUCGCGUCCGCCUUCCUCUACGCGCUGCUCACCCGCCGCGUCCUCCUCCUGCAGCUCGCCGACGACAUGGCCGGCCUCUUCUGCGAGCCCUUCCCGGGCGCGACGUGGGAGCUCCCAGCCGGGGGCUUCCUCCCCGACCACAUCAAGGGGCUCCGCCGCGGCAGCGACCGCAGCUACGGGAACUUCAUCCGGGCCGCCAAGAACAAGAAGGACGGGAGCGACGACGGCCCCGCCGGUUUGCCGGCCGAGUCGCUGCCGCCGUACGCGUACGUGCACCUGGAGCACGACUACCAGCAGCCGGAGCAGCUCUUCUUCUGCGACGACGACCAGACCGUCCUCAGCAACGUCAACUGGCUGAUCCUGCGCUCCAACCUCUACUUCGCGGCGGGGCUGUUCCUGGUGCCGCAGUUCGAGGAGGAGCUCCGGUGGAUGUUCCCGGCGAGCGACACGGCGUUCCACCACGUCGGGAGGUACCUGUUCCACCCGUCCAACGAGGUGUGGCAGCUCAUCACCAGGUACUACACGUCGUACAUGGCCAGCUUCGAGGAAAAUAUCGGGCUGCAGAUCACCACCUUCGCCUGGAACCCCGUGCCGUUCGAGGAAUACUUCAAGCAGGUCUCGGCAUGCACGAGCCAGGAGAAGAUCCUGCCGGAGGUCGACACCACCCCGGGCGUCCUCCAUGAGGCGACGGCGGCGACGUCCAAGGCGGUGCUCGUCAGCUCGGAGCACCCGGAGUACGCCGAGAAGCUCAAGUCCAUGUACUACGAGCACGCGACCGUGACCGGCGAGACCGUGAGCGUGCUGCAGCCCGGCGGCGGCGGGAACCACUCGCACAACCAGAAGGCGGUGGUGGAGAUGUUCCUGCAGAGCUACUGCGACGUGUCGGUGGUGAGCGGCUGGUCCACCGUGGGGUACGUCGGGCACGGCCUCGCCGGGCUGAAGCCGUGGCUGCUGCUGGCGCCGAGGAACCAGACGGCGGCCGACCCGCCCUGCGUCCAGGCGACGUCCAUGGAGCCGUGCUUCCACGCGCCGCCGAGCUACGACUGCAGGGCCAAGAAGAAGGGGGACCUCGGCGCCGUUCUCCGGCACGUCAGGCAUUGCGAAGAUGUCGGCGAUGGCCUCAAACUAUUCGACUGAUUUUGGCCAGGUAGCUUCCAAUGACCCCGUAAAUUUACAAGCAGGGAAGGGUUGCAGAGUGAUUCAAUGGUGUUGUGUGAACUUGUCUGUAGUUGUGUUCAAACAAGAAUAAUACUGUAGUUGUUUUGCUAAUGUACUUACUGUAAGCAAAAGGAAUAAUACUGUAGUUGUGACCCAGCACAUUUCAUUUUAUUCUAAACUCUCAGACA